Pungitius pungitius (ninespine stickleback) is the source of this 943-nucleotide messenger RNA. It is a transcript of the gene iqcc, whose product is annotated as IQ motif containing C. NCBI's taxonomy places the organism in Eukaryota, Metazoa, Chordata, Actinopteri, Perciformes, Gasterosteidae. Gene Ontology annotation, molecular function: protein binding. The transcript has 5 exons. The record is from RefSeq and is a predicted model, not a curated record. Bases 130 to 777 code for a protein of 215 amino acids.
AUCAACAUGCGUACGUGGUCAUCGUUAACAAGAAGGCUUUUAUUUUUGUGUGCGUGACACCGGAACAAAAGGCAAAGUUUGAGCUCAUCUCCCGCUCUCCGACAGUAACGCUGUCGCGUUACCAUAGCAAUGGACAGAAGCAAAUGGGAGAAGUCCCUCACCUGCUUUCAGGCAUCUGCUCGUGGAUUCUUGGUGAGAAACCAAGUGCGUCGUGGGCGAGAAGACUUUGAGGACAUCGUGAAAGAGAUUGAUGGAGGCUUAGACCAUCUUGUCUGGAGGGAGAUGGUCAUCCCUUUUCCCCACUUCACAGACACCGACAGCCUUUUUCAACAACCCACCACCUCGGCUGGCAAGUUUUCAAAUCCACGACUAGCUGCCUGUGCCAGUCCCCGAAGCCCCCCAUCAUCAUCACCAUCAUCAGCACCACUGUCGGAGGAGAGAAUAGAUCACCGCGUGGAAGCAGAAAAAGACGAUUCACAAACCAAAGGACAGGCUUUUGUUUCUAAGCACCUUGUUCAGAGCAGUAAUGUGACAGUUGGUGGAGGGUCACAGAAAGACGGAGACUACACCACAGUCCGGAGCAGAUUAGAGCUGGACAUGAACGAUGGUCAGUCUAAAGCUCCCCGGCUGUUGUGCUUGACUAAGGAGGUGCCAUGCACCCCAGAGGCACUGCGUCUCCAUAGAAACACCCUGACCAUGGAGCUGGUCUGGCUCCAACAGGCCAUUGACAGCAGGAAAAAGUACUUGUCACUGAAGGACAGGCUGAGCGUAUCAUGACAACAGAAGCCAUGUGAAAUGGACUCUAUAAUGUGGGACAAACUGAUAUUUUGUACAUUAAAAAAAUAACACCAUAAAUAGAGUGGUAUUUAUUAUGUGUUUGACGAAACAGUGUACAUAUUAUUUUGCUAAUUUAAAAUGUGAAUAAAUUGUUUUCUUCAAAGUC